AUGGCUUCCGAAGAAACUGUCGCUGCCGGCCUCGCCAAUGCUGGCGAAGAGUCCGUCGCCCAACGUCUCCAGCAGCACCAUGUGACUGUUGAGGAUGCGCCGGAUCCCGAUUUGCCCACGCACGCGACUGAGGAUGCCUCUGCUUCUGGAUCUGCUCCCGCUGUCAAGGCGGCUAGCAAGCCCAAGCAAAAUGCUCUCGAUACCCAGUCUCACGAGCUUUUCCCAGAGCUUGGAGCUCCCAAAGGCAAGGGCCCUAGCGUUGCCCCCAUCUGGGGAGCCAAGAGCAAUGCCAACGGAGGCUCCAACGGCGUUUCUCGUUCGUCCACUCCGGCAUCUGGCACCUCGACCCCGUCUGCUCAGGCCCCUACCCCCUCCAUGGCCAUUCCUGGACGCAGGGUCGAGACUUACACCCUCGCUCCUACGCACGUUCGCCCUCGUUCCGAGCUUAGACGGCCAAUCCCCGAUAUCCUCAAGGAUAUCAACCGCAAGUCUCGUGCCAACAUCACCAUGACCCAGUCUCCCAAUGGUCACCUCAAGUUCAUUGCUACUGGUCCUCAGGAAGCUGCUCAACAGGCACUCAAGGACCUGGUUGGUCAGAUCGGAACAAAGGUCUCCAUCAAGGUUCCCAUUCCUCAAUCCAGCCGAGCAUUCAUCAUCGGCAAGGGUGGUGCUACGAUUAAGUCUCUCCAGGAGAAGACUGGUGCCAAGAUCCAGCUGCCCAAGUCCGAUGAGAGCCAGCCUGUUGAUGAUGAAGAUGGCGAGGCUGAAGUCGAUGUCAUCGUGGAGGGCCAUGCCCUCGCUGCUGCUUAUGCUCGGGAUGAGAUUCUCAAGAUCGUUGGCGAGCGUUCUGCCAACACUCAAACCAAAGUGCGGGGCAUCCCUGCUGCUUUCUACCCCUUCAUCGCCGGACCUGGAAAUUCUCUGGCGCAGGCACUCGAAGAAGCCAAUGGAGUCCAGGUUCGUGUCCCCACACAGCAGCUGUACUCAUCCGCACCCCUUCCGGUUGCACCAGCCCCUGGUCAACGGCCCGUGUUUGCCCCUGCCGGUGUCGAUGACGAGCAUAUCCUGCUUGCUGGUGACCGUGCUGCCGUGCAAAGGGCUCGAGCUGAGAUUGAACGCCGCGCCGCUGAGUUGCAAAGACAGCUGGAAGCCGAGCAGCUUUCUAUCCAAAGAGGCAGGCACCAGUUCAUCAUCGGUCAGCGCGGUAUUCCCUUGGAGAACUUCUUCAACGAGACUGGCUGUGCCAUCCUGUUCCCCCAAGAAGAAGAUGAUGACAUGAUCACCGUUGUUGGACCUCCCGCCCAGGUGCAGGCCGGUCUGGAGAGAGCCAUGGACCUCGCCAUGGGUAUGCAAAUGUCAAACAUUGACAUUUCGAGAUCUCACCGCAAUGCUCCUGGCGGCGCCGCUGCUCACGCUGCCAACAUCACCAGGUACCUUCGCCAGCGCAGAGAGAUUGAGCGUCUCGAGAAGGCCUACAACACUCACAUCAACACUCCUUUCUCUCAGGACGGCGCCCUGCCUUGGGAGCUGUACUCCCGUGAGGGUAAGAACGCCAUUCGUGCGCAAUCGGAGAUUACUGCCAUUCUCAACGGACACCCGCCGUCGCGUAUGCAGACUGUCCCCGUUGACCCCUUCUUCCACCAGCAUCUGCGCAGCGAUAUCACGCCCAGAAUCAAGAAGGAUUUUGGUGUCCAUGUCGUUGUUCCGGAGGCUUCAGAGGCUAAUCUUCCGGUGCUCCUCGUCUUCGAGGGCCCCGACCCUGCUGAGGGCGCUUACCAGCCUCCUCGUGCCAAGCCCACAGAUGCUGAGGCACGCGCUUUCAAAAAGGCACUGGAUGACGCUCAAAAGCACAUCCUUAGCCUCAUCAACAGCCAAGAAGAGCUCAGCAGCGUGGCUCUUGACGUCCCCGCUAAGUUCCACGAGAAGCUGCGCCGCUUCAUUAAGAAGGAGCAGGAGAGCCGCUCGGAAGCUCAGAUUCCCGUUAGAGUGACCAAGAUUGGUACUACUGUGACUCUGCGAGGACCCAAGUCUGCUGUCGAUUCCCUUGCCGACAAGGCCACCGCCUUUAUCGAGCAGGAGAAGAUUGACGAGAAGGAGCGUGGAUACACCUUAUCUUUUGACUUCCCUCAGAAGUUUGCUAACCACCUUAUCGGCAAGGGUGGCAGCAACAUUAAGGAGCUUCGUGACCGAUUUGACGUUGAAAUUCAAGUUCAAGACGGCAAAGUGGAGCUCAAGGGACCUCAAGCCAAGGCUGAGAAGGCUCGCACCUACAUCCAGAACCUUAGCCGCACCUUGGCGGACGAGACUACCCAUACUCUCAAGAUCGACCCCAAGUACCACCGAGAGCUGAUUGGUGCUCAGGGAAGCCAGAUCAACCGCCUGCAGACUCGAUACAAGGUCCUCAUCUUCUUCCCCCGAUCAGCCAAGGGCGGAGAUGACCAGUCAAACGCAGAUGCGGCAAGUGAUGCCGGCAAGCCCCGCCGCCAGCAAGCUCCGGACGAAGUCAUCAUUCGUGGUCCCAAGAAGGGCGCCGAUGAGGCCCGCGACGAGAUUUUCUCUCUUCACAAGUACCUGGAGGAGCAUUCCCACACAGCAACUGUCGGAGUGCAGCAGAAGCAGGUCGGCUCUCUGAUUGGCCAAGGCGGUGCUGCUUUGGAUGAGCUUCGACAGUUGACCGGUGCUCGAAUUGAUGUUCCGGCUGACCGGGAUACUGAAAUUGUCGACAUUGUCAUCAAGGGUACUGCCGCUCAGGUUAAGAAGGCAAAGCAGAUCCUUGAAGAGAAGCGAUCAGAGUUUGAUGACACUGUCGUCCAGACGAUUGAGGUAGACAAGAAGCACCACAGAGCCCUGAUUGGAACAAGCGGAUCCGCUCUUCGUGAGAUUGUUGUCGGAGCCGGCGGUUCUGAUGAUAGACGUGCACUUGCCCGAACUAUUCAGUUCCCCAAGCAAGAAGCAGACGGCAACACUAUCAAGGUAGAGGGCCGCACUCAAGUCGUUGACAACAUCAUCAAGCGCAUCCAGGAGAUUGUAGCAGAGCGUGAAAGCCAGGUCACUGAGAUUGUGGAAGUGCCCAUCGACCAGCACCGAACUCUCAUUGGACGAGGCGGAGAUGCCAAGCGCCAGCUUGAGUCGCAGUUCAGCGUCUCCAUUGACAUUCCACGCCAGGGUGACGGCAAGACGGGUGUUAAGGUUACUGGUCGGCCAGAGAACGUUGCCUCGGCCAAGGAACACAUUGCUGGCUUGAUCAAGCAGCAGCAAGGCGAGACCCUUCAGAUCCCUCGCAACGCCCACCAUGCUGUGUCCAACAAUGGCCAGCUGUUCCGUCAACUCCGCAACAACUACCAAGUGACGGUUGACCAUGCUGGUCAGAGCAUUCCUGCCAAGCCCACGCCGUCAGACAGGGCUGUUGAGGGUUCUCUGCCCCUGAUUACCGAUGAUGCCGAUGCAUCGGCCGAUGUUCACUCUUGGAAGAUUGUGAGCAUUGAUUCAGGCGAAGAGGGUGACAUUCCAUGGAUCCUGCGUGGAACUGCUGAAAAUGUCGCCAAGGCCAAGGACGUUAUCCAGAAGGCCCUGGAGCAGGCCAAGGCCAAUGACUCUACAGGUUAUCUUAUCCUGCCUGAUCCCCGAACUUACCGUUACGUUAUCGGCCAAAACGGAAGCAAGGUCAAGUCCAUCCGAAACCAGAGCAACUGCCAGAUCCAAGUGCCGCGAGACCAAGCCAAGGAUGAGGCCAUUGAGAUUACCGGCACUCGCGAGGGUGUGGAGAAGGCCAAAGAUCUGAUUCUGGCUGCUGUCCGAGAGGGACAGACCAUGUCGAGAGAGUAG
Trichoderma gamsii is the source of this 3825-nucleotide messenger RNA. RefSeq lists its product as hypothetical. Gene Ontology annotation, biological process: nuclear division. Gene Ontology annotation, cellular component: nucleus; cytoplasm. Bases 1 to 3825 code for a protein of 1274 amino acids. Gene Ontology annotation, molecular function: mRNA binding. Lineage: Eukaryota; Fungi; Ascomycota; Sordariomycetes; Hypocreales; Hypocreaceae. The transcript has 3 exons. The record is from RefSeq and is a predicted model, not a curated record.